AUUUUCACUAAUUUUUUUGUGGCACACUCCAUUAGCUUCUUGCAGCAUCGUAAUUUCCAGAAUAAUUCGUCUAAUUAAAGGUUUAUAGUGGGGUAACUCUCGCGGUUUUCGUCCGGCGAUUGGCAAUCUGCUCAAGCCAAAUCUACAACUCAUUCCUUAAUCCCGUGAUUGCAGCAGCAGCUGGCAUCAGCCCACCAAGACACCCGACCUUUUUGGACUACGUAUUCGACAUCGCCUACCUCCUCACACGUACCACCCACCAGACGACCACAGGAGCCAGGAGAGACGCAAAAGUCGCACCAAUGGCCUCUCGCAUAUCGACCCCGUUGCGCCUUGCUAACCGCGCUGCGGUCCCCACACGCGCAGGAGCUUGUUCGUCACCGCUUUGCAAGUCUCGCGUCUUCCGCCAGCAGCGCUUCUACUCUUCGGAGCCCCCUCGCGGUGGUAACAGCCAGAUCAAGUUCUGGCCUUUCUUCGCACUCUUUGGAUUGGCCUCGGCGGGAUAUAUUCAACUAGCAAACUCUCGUAUCAAAAAAACAGACGACAUGCCUCCUGCGACCGAAGCCCACGCCCCGGCUGCGCUGCCUGCCCGGGACGCACCGGUAUUCAACCCUGCCGAUGUGACCGUCGUUUUCGUCCUCGGUGGUCCUGGCGCUGGAAAGGGCACACAAUGCGCCAGGCUCGUUGCUGAGCAGGGCUUCACCCAUCUCUCAGCCGGCGACUUGCUGCGCGAAGAGCAGGACCGACCCGGGUCUCAGUUUGGUCAAUUGAUCAAAGACUACAUCAAGGAUGGCCUUAUCGUUCCCAUGGAGGUUACCAUCAAGCUGCUUGAGAACGCCAUGACGGCUGCGCUCCGCGAGAAGGGCGCCACCAAGGGCCGCUUCCUGAUCGAUGGCUUCCCCCGUAAGAUGGAUCAAGCCCAUAAGUUUGAGGAGGCUGUCUGCCCCGCCAAGCUCGUCUUGUUCUUCGACUGCCCUGAGAAGGUUAUGGAGGAACGCUUGUUGGAGCGGGGCAAGACAAGCGGUCGAACAGAUGAUAACGCCGAGAGCAUCCGCAAGCGCUUCCGCACGUUUAUUGAGACCAGCAUGCCCGUCGUUAACUUCUAUGAGAGCCAAGGCAAAGUCAUCAAGGUUGACGCCACACCUUCUCCCGCGGAUGUCUUUGUGACGACGAGCAAGCUUCUUACCGAGAAGCUUGCGUCUUAAUCUCGGACUGAUGGGGGCUCUACACUGUAUUCAAUAGGCGAAAAGAGAGGGAGGGGGGCUUUACAAGGGUGAUGGGUCUUAGAACUGGUGCUUUGGAUCAAAGAGAGCGCAUGUGUAUUAUUUAUAGAAGGUAUAUUACUAGAAGGGAAGAUUGGUUUGGCAACCUGGCCCCUCCACUGUAACCUGUAACUGUAUAUUAAACGAGGUUUCUCUACCAGACUCCUUGUCCACUUAACUUACUCUUUUUCUUUAG
Messenger RNA from Trichoderma asperellum CBS 433.97, 1458 nucleotides. It is a transcript of the gene URA6, whose product is annotated as bifunctional uridylate/adenylate kinase. Lineage: Eukaryota; Fungi; Ascomycota; Sordariomycetes; Hypocreales; Hypocreaceae. The record is from RefSeq and is a predicted model, not a curated record. Gene Ontology annotation, biological process: UDP biosynthetic process; CDP biosynthetic process; 'de novo' pyrimidine nucleobase biosynthetic process. Gene Ontology annotation, cellular component: cytoplasm; nucleus. Gene Ontology annotation, molecular function: UMP kinase activity; ATP binding.